Mesoplodon densirostris (Blainville's beaked whale) is the source of this 5116-nucleotide messenger RNA. RefSeq names its product tigger transposable element derived 5 (gene TIGD5). Gene Ontology annotation, cellular component: nucleus. The transcript has a single exon. Bases 69 to 1997 code for a protein of 642 amino acids. The record is from RefSeq and is a predicted model, not a curated record. Gene Ontology annotation, molecular function: DNA binding. NCBI's taxonomy places the organism in Eukaryota, Metazoa, Chordata, Mammalia, Artiodactyla, Ziphiidae.
GGCCGGCCGGGCGGGCGUAUGGCCCCGGUUCCCGCGCCCCCGCUGCCGCCGCAGCCGCAGCAGCAACCAUGUACCCCGCGGGACUCCCGGCCGGCUCGGCCCCGCGCCGCGGCCGCCGCCCGCCGCCCGGGCGCCCCGCGCAGUCGCCGCGGCCCCCUGCGCCCGCCCCGGUCCCCGCCGCGCGGCCGCCGCCCCCCGCGCCCGGGCCGCGGCCCCGCGUGGCUGUGAAGAUGGCCUUCCGCAAGGCCUACUCCAUCAAGGACAAACUGCAGGCCAUCGAGCGCGUCAAGGGCGGCGAGCGGCAGGCCAGCGUGUGCCGCGACUUCGGCGUGCCCGGCGGCACGCUGCGCGGCUGGCUCAAGGACGAGCCCAAGCUGCGCUGGUUCCUGGAGCAGCUGGGCGGCGAGGUGGGUACGCAGCGCAAGAAGAUGCGGCUAGCCAACGAGGAGGAGAUCGACCGCGCCGUCUACUCGUGGUUCCUGGCGUUGCGCCAGCACGGCGUGCCGCUGUCGGGGCCGCUCAUCCAAGCGCAGGCCGAGGCCUUCGCGCGCCAGAUCUACGGGCCCGAGUGCACCUUCAAGGCCAGCCACGGCUGGUUCUGGCGCUGGCAGAAGCGCCACGGCAUCUCCAGCCAGCGCAUCUACGGCGAGGCCGAGCCCCCGGCCGCCGGCCCAGCGCCUGGCCUGCCGGUCAAGCAGGAGCCCGCGCAGCUCACCCGCACCGGCCCCCUGCCCGACCGCGCCCUGAAUUCCCCUGUCCCCGCCGAGGGCGGCUACGGCGACGAGCAGAUCUACAACGCCAACGUCACCGGCCUCUACUGGAAGCUGCUUCCGGAGCAGGCCGCGCCCCUGGGCGCGGGGGGCUGCGGCCGUCGCUGGCGGGGCGACCGGGUGACGGUGCUGCUGGCCGCCAACCUGACCGGCAGCCACAAGCUGAAACCGCUGGUCAUCGGGCAGCUACCGGACCCACCCAGCCUGCGCCACCACAACCAGGACAAGUUCCCCGCCUCCUACCGCUACAGCCCCGACGCCUGGCUCAGCCGCCCGCUGCUGCGCGGCUGGUUCUUCGAGGAGUUCGUCCCGGGCGUCAGGCGCUACCUGCGCCGCAGCUGCCUGCAGCAGAAGGCUGUGCUGCUCGUGGCCCACCCGCCCUGCCCCAGCCCUGCGGCCAGGAUGCCCACCCUGGGGGAGAGCGAGGAGACCCCCAGGAGGUGCCGGCCUGAGCCCCUGGGCCCUCCGGAGGAGCUGCAGACCCCCGACGGGGCGGUGCGGGUGCUGUUCCUGUCCAAGGGCAGCAGCCGGGCGCACAUCCCGGCCCCACUGGAGCAGGGAGUGGUGGCCGCCUUCAAGCAGCUGUACAAGCGGGAGCUGCUGCGGCUGGCCGUGUCCUGCGCCGGGGGGUCCCCGCUGGACUUCAUGCGCAGCUUCAUGCUCAAGGACAUGCUCUACCUGGCCGGCCUCUCCUGGGACCUGGUGCAGGCAGGCAGCAUCGAGCGCUGCUGGCUGCUGGGCUUGCGGGCUGCCUUUGAGCCCCGGCCGGCGGAGGAGUGCGCUGGGCAGCCAGCUGGCCAGGCCGAGGAGGCCGCGGAGCGCAGCAGGGUGCUUAGCGAUCUCACGCACCUGGCAGCCCUGGCCUACAAGCGGCUGGCGCCCGAGGAGGUGGCCGAGUGGCUGCACCUGGACGAUGACGGGGGGCUGCCCGACGGCUGCAGAGAGGACCCAGGCCCCAGCCGGCCUCCCGUGCUGGUCCCUGGGGCCCCUCCACCCCCAGCCUGCCUGCCCUCUGUCGCGGCGGGAGGAGAGGAGGAGGAGGAGGCCGCCGUGCCCUCCGCUGGGGAGGCCGUGCGGGGCCUGGAGACAGCUCUGCGAUGGCUGGAGAGCCGGGACCCCCGGGAGGUAGGGCCGCUGAAGCUGGUGCAGCUUCGCUCACUGAUCAGCAUGGCCCGGAGGCUGGGGGGCAUCGGGCCCUCUCCUGCCGUCCCUGAUGAUGGGGUGUGACCAGGCCAGCCCGAGCAGCCCCCAGUGGCCUUUCUCCUGCAGCACUUGGAGGGCAUACACACAGCCUCCCCAUCUCUCCUCCCCUCCCCUGGGGUGGCCUCACCCCCGGCUCGGGGUUGCAGGGAUCCCAGCCCAGCCUGGCUCAGAGGAGCUCUGUUGGUGAAGGGCCGUCCCCUCCACUGGUGCCCGCGUUUCAUGCGGGGACAGAACAGAGGCCGCGGGCGCCUGCUCCCUCUUCCUGGGCAGGCGCGCACGUGGGGUCUGCGGUCUUCGCCAGGUGCCCUCCCAUGCAGGCCUGGCACACACACCACAGCACGUAUCAGAGAGCAGGUGGCUGUGCUCCCACCCUGGCCCCUGUGGGGCUGAGGCCUCCAGCCAUGUUCCUGUCCACACCGCCCAGCACUUGUACCGGACGAGGGCCCGGCGCUCCAAUCCCUCCCGACCACAGCCACGCUGUUGGUCGUCUCAGUGGGAAGCACACCACUCGUUUUGUUUUUAGUGCAUUAAAUCUGUUUUCAACAGAUACUCUUCAGGGACCCGGGGUGGAGGGCUCCGUGGGCUGGGAAGGGAGGAUGGUGCCCGGCACUCAGGGGCCUCCCAAGGUUCUGGAUGCCGCGAGGGCUGUAGGUUUGUGUUCCACUCGGACUUUUAACUUUCCUUAAGAAAACACUCCGAACAGCUCUCUUGUUCUGUGGGGUUGGCGAGCACUAGACCUGGGCCCUGGUGACAGACCAAUGGCCGGGCCAGCGCCCUGUGCCCCGGCCAGCCACAGUCCACUUUGUCCAGCCCCAGGGCCCAGAGCCAUGCCGUUUCCCCGGAGCAGCCCUGUGGCACUGACGGCCAUGCCAGGACGACCCUCAGUGCCUUAGCUCCCCUCCAAGGCUCCCCUGCCCAGCCUGCCCUCAGGCUUUUCCCCUGCUCCUGGCACUGCCCAGGGCGUGGCUGAGGAGCUGCUUCCCAUGGCCCCAUCAAUUAGGCUCCUAGAUGGCACAUUUUGUAAGGAGAAGGUAAGGGCUCUGUAACCGUCCAGCUCUAGAUUCAGGAUCCUGCUGGUGGCCUGAGGCCGAGAGAUACCUACCCAGGCCUCCCAGAGGCUGCCCUGCAGAGAUACCCAGAGCCCUUGUGAGGGGCAGUGGGGCCGGAUCUGAGGUGCUGCCUUUCUCAGCGCUCUGCCCUCAUCCUCACCUGCCCCAUCCUCCUGGUGGUCUGAGACUGCAGAGGCCACAGACAGGUGCUAUGUUUGCGGGACGGGAGGGCUGUGCACGGCGGUAGGACGGCUGGGCGCCCCCAGAGCAAGGACAUAAACUGUUCCUUGGAACCACCCCCAGUCAAAAAAAAGAACAAAAAAACCCUCAAAACAACAUAUGUAUGUGUAUGUCAAAUCUGAAAGCUGAGGGACAGUAUGUAGGAUUUGGGAACAAGAGAAGGGAGGCUUGGCUAGCCAGGCCCGGGCAGCAGCCUCCAGCCGCACCUGCUGGGGCCUACCUGGCACCCCCACUUCCAUCUGUGUCAAGCCUGCACACCUGCAGGAGCCUCUGGCGGUCUACGCUGGCCCUGGGUCUAACCAAGCAGCUGCACGGGGCUUCAGGCUGUCUUGCAUGUUACACCACCUGCCUCUCCAGCUGGUGGCGACCCAGGGACCCAGGCCGGGAGCUUCUGGUCACGAAGCUGCCUGCCCGGCCUGCCUAUAGGGGCUUGUGGAGAGACAGACCUCAGAGCCCAGGUGGGCACUGGGCGAGGGUGGCCUCUGGUAGCAUCAUCAGCGCUGCCCCUUUUGCCAAGUUUCCUGUCUCAGCCUUUAAUCCUCUUGUACCCCGGAGCCUGGGCAGGGGGACUGCAGUUGGUAUUGAGAACCGGCUAUCAGGACAGGACCUCCCACUUCCUCUCAUGUGGCGCCAGCCUCGUCCCCUCUGGGGAAUCAAGGCUGCACCCCAGGAGGUGGCUCUGGCCGGUCCCCACGGCCCUGGAUGGGCAGCACGGGAACGAGGCAUAGCGCAUGCUGGCCUGGGGCCUUGAAGAGUUAGGGGGCCCGUCAAGGGUGGGUCUGGGAGCCGCUUCGCUUUGCUGGGCUGGGGACUACCUCACCCAAGGGCCUCCGAAAUUGUCCUCUCUAGAAUGGGGGCACUGGUGCCACCAGGCCCUGCACAUGAAGAGGGCGGCUCUGGCCCCAAAUGCAGCCCCAGCAAUGAUCCUUGUGACCCCGGGCCCCAUCGCAGCUCUGGCACGAGGUCACCCACCUCCCUGGGCUCACCUCAGUGUGAACCACAGGGCAGAGGCUUCCUGGGGGAGACUCCAGUUUGUCUCUGCAGGAGAAUGGGUGAAGUGGCCUCACUGCCGCUGGGCCCGGGGCAUCUAAGCAGCUCCCUGGUUUGUGCUAAGGAGAGUAAGGCUGUUGAUGGCACCGAGGGAGGGGUCUUAGUUGCUGCUUGAAUUCCUUCAGCAGCCACACCUGCAGAGCGCUGGGCACCACGCUGGAGACUGGGUUUCUUGCCCUCAAGGAUUACACGUCUCUUGUGAGGGUGUGGGACGCCUGUGGCCUGGGAAGUGCUCAGGGACACAGCCACCACGCUCUCCCCAUCCUGUUCACAGCCCUCUGACAAAUCCCCAAGGCGGUAAAGGUCACUGAUUCCACUGAUCCCUGGUCAGUCACUGUCAGGGCUGGCCCCAUGGGCUUGGUGGUAGGCACAGCAGGAAAGCACCGCAGGUGGAAAGGUGAGCUUGUGGCUUCUGCUGAAACCAGCCCACCUUGGGGGGUUGGGAGGGCAAGACCAGGCUGCAGCAUCAGAGGGAACCCGUGUGAGGCCAAACUUGCCCGAGGGGCCUCACGCUUGGGAAUGAGCCCCCAGGUGACAGCUGGACCGAAGAUGGAGCACUGGAGCGUGGGGUGAGAGGAAGGGGGCGCCCUCCAGCAGGGGCUCGGGCCUCCUGGGACCCCCAGCCUGCUGGCCCAAGAGCUGGUCAGGAUCACCAGGGGAGCCCCGGGGGCAAGGGUGCUGAAGUGGGCUGUGGGUGCUUGUCCUGUCGAGGGACCCUUUCACAGCCAACCUCACUGACAGCAGAGGUCACCGGCCAGAUGGGCCCAGUGCGCUUUAUAAUAAAGGCUGGAUAUGCCAACGUCA